UGCUGUUUCUGCCAGCAGGUUGAUCAGAGCAGAGCAGCAACAGACUCAGUGCAGGAGCUGCAUUCACAGUUGAUCAUGAUGAAGAUGAUGUCCAGCAUCCUGCUGCUCCUCAUCCUCAGCUCAUGUCUCUGUGCAGCAACAUUUGUAGUGAAUGUGACACAGAGCAGCUAUCAGGCAGAGGAGAAGCAGAGCAUCACUCUGGAGUGGACCUUCACCACCAAGACUCAGGGAACCUGGAAGCAACUGUUCAUCUUCUGCAGCUUGGAGACUCUUGAUACAGAACUAGUUCUCUAUGAGGUUAAUGAAGGAGUUGAGAUUCCAGAGUCUCAGGAUAAACAGUUUUCAGGACGAGUCCAGAGCGACAAAGACGUCCUCAGAGAAGGACGAAUCAGACUCCAUGUGUCCAGACUGAGGACUGAAGACUCUGGUCGGUAUCUGUGUGACGUAAAAACUGAAGAUGGAUCCAACAAGGCAGGAUGUCGACUCAGCGAAGUGGACCGGUUCACUUUGACCUCUGACCUUUCUGCUCUGUUUCUCUGUCCUGUAGUUUAUAAAAACAUCUCAGCUGUUCCUGGACAGAAAGUCUCUCUGCCAUGCCGACUCCCCAACAACAAACCUGCUGUGGUUGUGCAGUGGACCCGACCGGACCUGGAACCAGAAUAUGUUCUGCUGUUCAGAGAUGAGCAGCUGGAUCCAGAGAACCAGCAUCCAUCUUUUAGGAACCGGGUGGAUCUGCAGGACAGACGGAUGGAGGACGGAGACGUGUCUUUGCUUCUGAGCGACGUGAAAACCAGCGACACAGGAAAAUACGAGUGUCGAGUUUUACAGAGAGAAGAAAGCAAGAAGAUGAAACUCAUCCAGAUCGUCUACCUGGAUGUAGCGCCUCCUACAGAAAACAAGGAGGAAAGAAAAGAAGAUGGAAGCAAAAACAAACAUAUUGGACCGAUGAUUGGAGGCCUACUGAUCGUUGCACUGAUUAUUGGUUUGGUUCUUGGUUUCUAUUUAAGGAAGCAGAAGAUGAACGGAUCUCCAGACCUUAAAGAAGAACCAAACUCAGUGAGGCUUGUGGAUCGUUCUGGUCCAGAUCCCCAACCUUCAUCCUCAGAGCCAACAUCCUCCAUGAUGUGAAUGUGACUUUGCUCUAACACUUGAUUGCAAUGGUUGCAUGAGCUCCUCUGCAGCCCAUCAGGUUCUGCAGAGGAUUUUAAUCACUGAAUCAUUCAUGUGGCUACAGGGAAAGUCCUAAAGCCUGCAGGACUUUGGGCUCUGAGGACCAGGGUUGGGAUCACUGCUCCAGUUGACCCAACAUUGGUUUCUUCAGCUGUUACAGUUUAUAUCUUCAUGCUCUGAAUGUGAAUUUCUUUAUUUUGAAAAAAUAAAUCUAAAGAAGCAGAAACACAUUUAUUAAACAUUUAUUAAUAAAAAAACAUUUUUGCAGCUUAAGAAUCAAUAAUUUUACUGAAUUUGUUCAAAAAGAUGUGAGAAAAUUUACAUUGUUAUUGUUCUUCAAUA
Messenger RNA from Poeciliopsis prolifica (blackstripe livebearer), 1512 nucleotides. RefSeq names its product sodium channel subunit beta-4-like. Gene Ontology annotation, cellular component: external side of plasma membrane. Lineage: Eukaryota; Metazoa; Chordata; Actinopteri; Cyprinodontiformes; Poeciliidae. Gene Ontology annotation, biological process: positive regulation of T cell proliferation; negative regulation of T cell proliferation; cell surface receptor signaling pathway. The record is from RefSeq and is a predicted model, not a curated record. Bases 76 to 1128 code for a protein of 350 amino acids. The transcript is spliced from 5 exons.